This is a messenger RNA of Dreissena polymorpha, 2590 nucleotides long. RefSeq lists its product as uncharacterized. Lineage: Eukaryota; Metazoa; Mollusca; Bivalvia; Myida; Dreissenidae. The record is from RefSeq and is a predicted model, not a curated record. The transcript is spliced from 5 exons. Bases 539 to 2338 code for a protein of 599 amino acids.
CAUGGCUUGUGUUGGAGACUUUAUACAGAUUUUUUGUUCGUAAUACGUUUCAUACGAUUGAAAUACACAGAUUAGGAAAAGUACUUCGUCAGAAUUGUAAAGACGUUAGAGUGUCAUUCUGUCUAAUAAACGUCAACCUUAAAUAACAUUGAAACCUGUGUUAAAUUAAAUAUACAUUGCCGCGUUAACAAUGGAGCGGUAUGUUGCUGAACGUGUAUAAUGAUUUCAUUGUUCAAUACAGUAAACGAAUAAAGCACGCGGUUUGCGUUGACGCUAUUAUUUUCUAAUUUCCUCGCGAAUAGAACUUCUUAUGUUGACGGUGUUUUUCUUGUUUUCGUGUGUUGUUUUCACAACAGUCUGUUAUUGGCUAUAGACCAAAGGUUCAAAAAACAUUGCGAGGUGUGCGUCAAUAAAUCACCGUCAUUUAAAUGUCAAACUAAGGAUUUAUAUCGAGAUCAUACAAGGCGUAACGCAUUCGGUGUUAACUCUAACACGCUCACCAUCAGCACUUUUAUUCGGAGCCGUCUCAGCCUAGCGAAUGUACCGGGAGACGUUGUUGGUGUAUCUGUUGCUGUCCGGGGUGCGAGGCCAAGGGCGACUGCUCUACCCCCCGGGUAGGUCCUCGCUCUGGAGGCACGGGUAUCGCACCGCGACCAAUCAUAAUGACAAUACACUCAGCUGCGGUGGACUAAAGCACCGCUGGGAGGUGAAUGCAGGUCAAUGUGGGGUUUGCGGAGACCCCUGGGAUGCGAAACCUCGCGAUCACGAGUCCGGCGGCAGAUACGCCAGUGGAAUAAUCACUGCCACCUUCCAGUCGGGAUCGGUUGUUAAAUUUACGGCAGAGGUCACAAAUUCGAAUGGCGAAGGAUUUUUUGAAUUUCGCCUUUGUGCGAAAGAUGAUUCUAAUACCGAAGUAACACAGGAGUGCCUCGACGCUGGACAACUUGACAUUGAACCCAGAGGGACCAGGUAUAACAAAGUUAAAGCUGGCAAUAAUGACGUCACUGUGCGACUUCCGGCUGGGCUUACGUGCAAACAUUGCGUGUUGCAGUGGAAGUAUAACACUGGUGACAAUUAUGGCUGUGAACACGAUCGUCAAUCUCAGAAAGAAACGUGUGGAUUCGGAAAAGGAAAAUUUCAAACUGAGUACUUUGGAUGUGCAGAUAUUGCAAUAUACACAGAAAGCGAACUUGCAAAACUCGAUCAAGAAAUGCAGGCAUCUGAUUUGACAGAAGCUCAGGCCAACCCAUCUCGGAAUGAAAGCGACGCAUCUAGUAACGUCAUGAAACGUGUAAAACGGUCACCUUUUCCCCAUCCUCCUUAUAGCAUGUUCCAUCACCAAAGUUCUGGUCAACCUGUCCAAUACAUGCCAUACACAAACAUUAACGGCUUCGUGACUAUGCAGGACCCGAUGUUCCAGUCACAGGUAGACUACCAUCCGAUGUGGCAAUGGCAAAGCGAGCCGCAGGAAAGAGUCAGGAGACGUGUGCCAGAUCCAAAUGUUUUGUUCAACAGCGGCUUCGACAAUCGUGGCAGUCGAGUACGUGUGGGUUUCAAUAUCAGAAACAACGGAGAGCAGUUUAAUAUUCCAGAGCGACUGGUGCCCCCUACUCCUGCUUUGAUGCGCGAGUCCCGACCAACUGUGGAAUCGAUAUUCGAACCACGACGAACAGAAAUAUUUCCAACAACAAGAGCGCCAGUUGUUCGCCGAGUUGAAUCGAGAAUACAACGCAAUUUCAUCGAUCCUCUGAAUCCUCAACUAGGCACCAAAACCAUAUUCAGUACCCUAACACAACGCGUUUUGGCAACUCAGUACUCUCCGACAAAAGAAUGUAAGCACUGCCCGUUUGACCAGUGUUUGGACGACAAACUUAAAAUCGACGGCCUAUUCCCAGGCCUAUUCGAUAAUCCUACCACGUUCAUGGAAUGCCGAAGGUACGAACGAUUGUUCCAAAUUGGAGAUUUCGAUGUCGUCAAAGAAAGCCUUCCGACGUGUGGACAUCCGCGUUUUAGGCGACAGAUUAGAACAAUGGGUGACGACGACAUCGGAUGCUGUGCAACGCGACCGCAAGUAAUUCUUCCUCUGACUGUAGAAGCUGACAAUGAUACGUUCAACGUGGUGCAACUCGGAAACGAAAAACAGCAGUUCAUUGUGCAAGGCAUUUGCGGAAAGGGCAACACAACGGCAUGUACUUCGUGCGAAGCAGAAAACAACUUCCAAUGGGUGCUAGUGUACGACCCACGUGUCAACACCCAACCCCCUGUGUCAUUCGUGCCCGUCAAGUUCCCUCACUUCUGUCGCUGUUACAACUGGUCCAACACCCGAUCUGGAAAAUAGGUUACCUGGCGAAACAUGUUCAUCAAUCACUUACGUUCGAACCAAGCAUUACAAAUAUUACGCUAUUUUAUAUUUAAGCUUAAUUACGACAAAGUCAAUUUUUUAGCAUGCUUGGUUUGUUUUAUUCAAACGAAACAUACAAAAGAACUUCAACCACGCUAAUGGUUAGUCACUAAGAGUCACAUCACAUGUCUUUUUGAUAAACAUACAGAAGUUCUUGACAUAAGUGUUUAUGAAAUAUUGUUAAACAUG